UCGAGGCAGGAAGUGACGCAAGUGCUGACUCUAGUACGUGCGACAGUGGCAAAGGUGGAAGUGACGUUGAAGUGCAGAAUCAGUUAUGUCAAACAAAACUUUAUGGUGACGCAACUCUACAGAGAAAAUGUAUGCCGGAUCAUCGUUCAAAUCUCAACUUUGUCAUCAGUGGUCAGAGUAGCGCGAAGGGCAAGCAUUUGAGGAACUGUUUCGCGCCUGAAAAUCUACAGAACGGUACUUCUCUUACUGGAUCUAACAUAUUUAGAGGCACGCCCUCUUCAUUCUGGCCACGCCCAUCAUAUUCUCCUGACUCGUCACAGUUUGCUGGUCACAAUAACAAUAAAAAUAUAAGUGUAGCUGGAUACAAACAAAUUGUAGCAGACAACAGACCCCAACAACAUUUGACGCUUGACCGAAGUAAUAACAAUAAUCAUUCUUGUUUAGAGCCAAUGAGAAGUCACAAAAGAUUAGUGGGAGCUAUCUCGUUGGCGAAUCAGAAUAAUCAGUUCUCAAGCUCAUCCAAUCGCAACAAUUAUUACACAGACCCUCCCGAAGCCACGCCUUCUGUUCCACACAGGUUAAGUUCUAUAUCGUGCACAGAAGAAGAGGCCAGCAUGUGGGACUGCGAUACAACCACAUCCGGAAGUUACAUAGUAGACCCCUGUGAACUAAAUAGUGAAAUAGACUCGUAUUUUUUCAGGAACAUGCAGGAUAUAGUGGUAUAA
Candidula unifasciata is the source of this 725-nucleotide messenger RNA. Lineage: Eukaryota; Metazoa; Mollusca; Gastropoda; Stylommatophora; Geomitridae. The record is from the annotation of a GenBank genome assembly.